AUGGAUUCCACUGGGUUUGAUUUCCACGCCAUCGAUGACCGCAUCAUGGUCGUGGGUAUGGAAGCGCAUGCCAGUGUCGACCGCAUUACUUCGCUCACGACGGAGCUCGAGUCUGCUGCAGCUCUAGGAGACAUUGGCCGAAUCAAAUAUCUAGCUGACUUCUUGCUUACGGCAAGAGAUCUGCCAGACUUCCCAGCUCUGGCAGGAAGCGCCCUCAACUUUGCUAUAGAUCGUGGGCGUAUCCCGAUGGUUGAAUACCUGCUCGCCGCAGGCACGGUGCCUCACUCGAGCCACGCAAAGAUCGCGACCAAGGCAGGGGACUGUCGAGCACUGGACGUAUUGCACCAAUACGGCUGGGAUAUCAAUGAACCGUUGAGCUGGAAUGUUCCACCACCUCUAUGGUAA
This is a messenger RNA of Recurvomyces mirabilis, 405 nucleotides long. RefSeq lists its product as uncharacterized. The coding region runs from base 1 to 405 and encodes 134 amino acids. The transcript has a single exon. Lineage: Eukaryota; Fungi; Ascomycota; Dothideomycetes; Mycosphaerellales; Teratosphaeriaceae. The record is from RefSeq and is a predicted model, not a curated record.